Molecule: messenger RNA, 1251 nt
Organism: Moneuplotes crassus
Lineage: Eukaryota; Ciliophora; Spirotrichea; Euplotida; Euplotidae
Source: the annotation of a GenBank genome assembly
GAAAUAUGGUUAAGAAAAUCCUAAAAACUGUCGGAAAUACUACGCUAAAGUUCUGAAUUGGCCGUAUCAGAGGCCUUGAUAUGUAUCCUAAAACAAUCAAUUUUACAUACAAAGGAAAUGAAGAGUUCAAAACGGUCAUUGGAGGGAUAAUUUCUCUGGGUAUUCACAUUAUCAUUAUAAUGUAUACUCUCUCACUAUUCAAUAUCAUGAUGGCAAAUAAAAAUAGCUCGAAAAGUAUUAACACCUCUGUUAAAAAUCUAAGAGAAGAUACAGAAAUUGUGAACCUUGAAAACACCACUUUCCAGUUUGCAUUCACUGCACUGAUUGAUGAUUCUCCGAUUGAUAUAGCAGCAUUUCCACAAUAUUUUACUCCUGAGGUAAAUAUGUACUCAAAAACAAAAAGCCAGACCUUCCCUCAACAGACUACAGUCCCCUUCUCAAAAUGUGGGGAUAACUUCAAGUAUUACAACCAGUCUGCAGUGAAGGAUUUAGGAAUAGAUCAAUAUUAUUGCCCUAACUCAAGAGAUUUCAAAAUUCAAGGCAAUAGUCUGUCUAAUGCAUUUAAUUUAUUUGGCCUCGAUCUUCUUAAAUGAAAUAGCACAACCAGCACUGUUGGAUGUGAAUCUGAUGCGAACAUAAACGACUUUAUUAAGGAAAUCGAAAUUGGGAUCUUUGUGGUUAGCUCAUACUUUGAUUUCGAAGAUUAUGAUAGUCCUAUCAAAACCUAUCUCGACGAUAGGUUUUUCUACAGACUCUUACCUGGCUACACUAAAGAAUAUUAUGUCCGCAUCCAGAAGAACAGUAUCGAAACUCAGGACAAUUAUUUUGCGUACAAGCCAGGAGGGGAUGAAAGCGAGAUUUAUGAAAUACAGGAAAGCUCACUUUUUAAUUUUACAAUAGAGAAUAACCUCUCCGUGGAGGGAGCAACUUCAAAGACUCUUUUAUCCGUACAAUUUGUAAAAGAUCCUUUCGCAAGAUCCUAUGACCGAGGUGUGUAUACUAUCCUUGCAGUAAUCGGAGACAUUGGAGGACUUCUAGGAGUCUUCAUGGUAGCAGGUGGCCUAGUUGUUAACCUAUUCUCAGAGAAACUGUUCUUCUAUUCAUUCUUGAAGAAAGUAAUUCAAGUUGAAGAACCAAUUGACAAGCAAGAAAGAGAACGCGGCUGAAUUAGAGUCAGGGAUGUAGGCAGAGUAAGGAUUUCUGGAAGAUAUUGUUUGGUUAAGUUAUCAAGAUGGCUUUAAAAUCCAUUUA